AUGAUAAUCGAAAGAUUACUUGCCGUAACAGUAAUCCUCUUUUAUUUUCACAGAUCCAGAGGUGGAGUUCAUAUAGAGAAGACUCUUCAUAGUGGUCAUGCUUCAUACAAAGUUUCCAUUGCGACUGAUUUCCUGGAUAUAUGGGAAGACGCUACGUUGUCUAUUAAGAGAGAAGAUUACAGUAUCAAGUGUAAUAACGAUCUCAUAGUUGCAGAAAAGUUCUCAGCUUCUACUGCUGUAGAUAAAUAG
Microthlaspi erraticum is the source of this 249-nucleotide messenger RNA. Lineage: Eukaryota; Viridiplantae; Streptophyta; Magnoliopsida; Brassicales; Brassicaceae. The record is from the annotation of a GenBank genome assembly.